Messenger RNA from Dermacentor albipictus, 2397 nucleotides. RefSeq names its product gastrula zinc finger protein XlCGF57.1-like. Gene Ontology annotation, biological process: regulation of transcription by RNA polymerase II. Gene Ontology annotation, cellular component: nucleoplasm. Lineage: Eukaryota; Metazoa; Arthropoda; Arachnida; Ixodida; Ixodidae. The record is from RefSeq and is a predicted model, not a curated record. Gene Ontology annotation, molecular function: DNA-binding transcription repressor activity, RNA polymerase II-specific; RNA polymerase II cis-regulatory region sequence-specific DNA binding.
CAACCAUAGUCUAGUACAGUUCUAUGGUUCUAGUUUGCCGUCUCUCCGUGUUGUUUUGGGUUCGGCGCCUUCUGCUGCCGGUUCACGCGUAAAUACCUGGGCUGACAGCUGUCGAGUACGUGUUCCGUGCCGACUGCUAUACAGCAAACCAUUAUGUGGGCUUGCAGAACAGCUCAAGUUUUGUGCUGAUGUUAGUUGUGCCCACCAAGAUCUAUCCUAUCUGCAUCGUUGACAACAAUUAGCUGCAAGUGCUGAUUGCUGCUGGUUGCCUUAGUCCAGGAUCUGGCUUCACAAAUGCGAUGAGCCUAGCUGAAAGCAUCGCAGCCAAAAAGGCAUGCUACAGCCCUUCCAAGGCUGCCGGUCAGGUCGAGGUUGCCACGCAGUGCAGCUUGCCUCUGGCUGACAAGUCUGUCGGGUGCUCGUUGAAAGCAGGGAGCGAGUCUAGGAGCGUGCAGACUACGGAGGCUGUGGAUCAGUUAAGCUACACCUCAGCAUCAAGACGUUCUAUUUCUCCGUCAACUGCCAAAUGUGACAUCUCAAAGCAAGGUUGCCUCCACCAAUGUCAUCUAUGGGACUAUGAGGCUGAUGAACUGUUUCAUCUGGAUGCACAUGCCAGCUUUCAUACUGGCGAGAGGCCAUUUCAGUGUCCUUCAUGCCAUAGGAGCUUGCCAAACAGACACAAGUUAAGUGUUCACCUGCGCACCCACACAGGCGAGAAGCCAUUUGAGUGCCCUUCAUGCUCUCGGAGGUUUGCACGACAGGCCUACCUGAAAUCCCACCUGCGCACCCACACAGGCGAAAAGCCAUUUGAGUGCCCUUCAUGCUCUCGGAGGUUCGCACAACAGGGCUACCUAAAAUCCCACCUGCGCACCCACACAGGCGAGAAGCCAUAUCAAUGCCCUUCAUGCUCUCGGAGCUUCUCACACAAGGGUCACCUAAAAGCCCACGUGCUCAUCCACACUGGUGAGAAACCAUAUGAGUGCCCUUCAUGCUCUCGGGGCUUUUCAAACAGAUACGACUUAAGCGUUCACCUGCGUGCCCACACAGGCGAGAGACCGUUUGAGUGCCCUUCAUGCCCUCAGAGCUUCUCACGAAAGGGCCACCUCAAAGACCACCUGCAAACCCACACAGGCGAGAAACCAUUUGAGUGCCCUUCAUGCUCUCAGAGCUUCUUACACAAGCGUAAUUUGAAAGUCCACCUGCGUACCCACACAGGCGAGAAGCCAUAUCAAUGCCCUUCAUGCCCUCAGGCCUUCUCACACAAGUCUCACCUGAAAGUUCACCUGCGCACCCACACAGGUGAGAAGCCAUAUCAGUGCCCUUCAUGCUCUCAGAGCUUCUCAUACAAGGGUCACCUGAAAGUCCACCUGCGCACCCACACAGGUGAGAAACCAUAUCAGUGCCCCUCAUGCUCUCGGAGCUUUUCACAAAAGAGCCACCUUAGGCAACACAUGAGGCGAGAAGCCAUUUCAGUGCCCUUUAUGCCUUCAGAGAUUCUUGUUGAAGAAUGCCCUGAAGAUACACCAGCCCAUUCAUACAGGUGACCGGCCAUGUAGUUGCACCAUCUGCUCCAAGUCUUAAUGCAGUGUCAUCGCUAUUGCAGACAUAAGAGGUCACAGCACCAUGGUACUGUAGGAUAGGUCGACAACCAUGUUGAACGAGAGUCUGAAGUAUAAAUCUACAAAUGUGUAGCAUGUUGCAUACUGCUCUGCUGCAUCAUUUAGCACAAGUAUCUCCAUGUGCUCCUAAGAGGAAGCUUUAUCUUGGGCCCAAUUUUGAUGCUGCCAAUUCAAAUACAUGUAAAAUGCAGUAACGCUUUUCUGAGAUAACCACUGAGCCAAUUAUAAUGAAAUUUGUUGUGUUUCAGAGAAAAAGUUCUAUUCUAGUGACUGCUGGAAGCAGAAUUUCGAUUGAAGGCCUGAAUGUAAUAACAGGAGUUUACAAAAAUUUGAAAAAGUUGGAACAAGAAGUUUAUAAAUUCGUAGCUCUGCUCUUAGAAUAAAUAUCGUAGUUUUGUAAACAGCAUACAGUAGAUCAUCCAAAGCCGAGAGAUUUGAUGUAUCAGUUUACAUUGCAGACUAUUCUACGACUAUUCUGCAGACUACUUAGACUGAAGACUAUUCUACACUCAAAUCCCAAUAAAUUCUGGUACUUUCAGUAAAGACGCGUUCUAGGCAGAUUGAACUAGCAGAUUCGGAUGGCAACCUCAUUAACUCUGAGAAAUGCGCGUCGGCUCUUGAUGACUACUUCACCUCAGUUUUCUCCAACACUAAUGACGUUCCCGUUAAACUAAUACCACCACUUUCAGUAAAAUUGAUGCUGGACAUCAAGAUCAACGUUGAUGGGACACAUAGCCUCAUUAAUUCACUAAAACUUAGCUUAAUGUGGUAAUAUAUA